Molecule: messenger RNA, 1959 nt
Organism: Neoarthrinium moseri
Lineage: Eukaryota; Fungi; Ascomycota; Sordariomycetes; Amphisphaeriales; Apiosporaceae
Exons: 2
Coding region: 1-1959 (652 amino acids)
Cellular component (GO): cytoplasm; ubiquitin ligase complex
Molecular function (GO): protein binding
Source: RefSeq, a predicted model, not a curated record
AUGGUUUUGAGGAAGCAUGAGCUGGAGGCAAAGCUCAAAGACGACAUCCAACUUGUCAAGAGCGGGGUGCUGCGAGAUGACAACCCCUUGGAUCAGAGCGAGGAGUUCAACGAAUUGUUGGCGGCAUGCCGACGCGGCGAUCUGAGAAGGGUACAGGAGCUCAUCUCGACCGGCGUCAACAUCAACGGCAAGGACAAGUUCGACUACACGCCGCUCAUUAUCGUGAGACAGAUCCAUGAUCCCCGUCAAAUUCUUUUCGGAGCAAGUUUAUGUGGCCAUUACGAGUUGGUCCAACACCUACUGGAGUCUGGCGCACUAGCAGAGCGUGAUACGUUCCAGGGAGAACGCUGCAUCUACAACGCGCUCAACGACAGGAUACGAAACCUCUUACUCCAAUACGACUACUCCAAGUCCACGGACCCUCUUCAACCAUGGGCUGCCCACAUUACCUCGCUGCUGGGCCGGGACUCGCCCAAGACCUCAGACAUCACUAUUGCUGCGUCGGAGUCCUUCUCACUUCACAAGUUUGUCCUCUCCGCAAGGACGCCCUACUUCCAGAGGAAGUUGGCCGACGCCCCUGAAACCACAUCGUGGAAGCUGCCCCCUUCCAUACCUGUUGAGUCUUUCCAAGUGGUAAUGCGAUAUCUCUACCUGGGCGAUCUCCCACGCGAUCUCGUAGGCCCCUGGAGCUCAGCUACCGAAGAGGAAGUCCUCACCGGUAUUGACAAGAUCAGCAAGCAGUUAGAAGUGACACAGCUGUGGGAGGCCAUCUUAUCAGGGAAUGACAGGCGGCUGGCCCGCCAAAGGCAUCAAGACGAAGUAUCGAGAGCCGCAUCUCAGAUCGGCAGUUUCUUCGAAGACAAGAUUCUAAGUCACAAGAUGGUCGUCGACACGAGGAAGGUCCAAGACGUCAAGUGGCGGCAUGACAACUCGAUUUUCGCCGACUGCCUUCUCAGGGCCGACGAAGCCGAGAUCGACGAGAAGGAGAUGGACGAAACUGAGCAUACGAAUGGGAUUCCCAUUGGCCCCGGUGCCGAGCCAUCGCAAAAGCAGAACGGGGAGCGCAAGCGUCCCAAAUCUGUCCUAUAUCCCGUCCACAAGGCGAUGCUCAUCCGAAGCCCUUACUUUGAGACAAUGUUUUCAAGCCAAUUUAUGGAAGCACAGGAGUCUGAGCACCUGCACAUCAUCAAGAUAGAUUGUGUCCCCGAGGUGCUUGAGAUCAUCCUCGCUUUCCUCUACACGGAAAAAGCCGACUGCCCGCUGGAUCUGGGACUCGACGUCCUCUAUGCAGCAGACAUGCUGUUCUUGGACAAGCUCAAGACAAAGGCUGCUAUAGCCAUCAGCACACUAGGUAGCGGAAACAACAAUGUCCUUAUUGAUCGGACGCAUACGCAGGAAGACGAGGCGGAGCUGGAGGUUGAAAUUGAGCCCAUCAAUGUGUAUGACGUGAUCCAUGCCGCAUGGGACCUGAGGGUACAGAGACUUGAGGAGUUUGCUGCCCGAUAUAUCGCUUACAGGCUCGAGGACUACAUCGAUGAGGAGGAGUUCGCCGAGCUCAUCCAAGAAAGUGCCUCGAGGCUGAAGAGGAGAGAAGAAACCGAUACCAUCGAGUUGCUCGAUGACAUCCGGUACUAUCUCUCCGAGCGAUUCCGACUGCGGUUCGAGGAUGCCGGUCUGGAUGAGAUGCUGGACGAGGAGGGCGAGAUAGACCCGGCCUUGGCGGAAGCAAUAGCCGGCACAGAGGGCCUGGACAUCAAUGGCGCGGAAGAAAAGCCCGAGGUCAAAGGAGAUGUUAACCCUGCAGUUGAAGCCCCAGCAGAGGCCGAAGGUAUCAACGGGGUCGUCCGCACCUUGGAUGGUGAAAUGGUCGAGGAUGGGUUCUCCUCGGACGCGGUCAAUUACCAGAUUUUGCUGCAGAAGAUUGACGGCAUGCUAGACAAAUUGAAGCUAGACGCAUAA